AUGAUUCCAGGAGUUACUUUUACAAAUGUUUUGAAAAUGGAAAGUAUUGAAAUGUACGACUGCUUCAACAUGGCAUAUCAGGAUGAUGCAAAUGCUCUGCAAUUACAAAUAAAAAUAAAUAGUGAAAAUUUGUUACCGGUUCCACAAAAGUACAAUGCUGGAUCAUUGCGUAUACCAGCUGAUCCUUCUUGGCCCAAAAUACCCCAGCGUAAAUUAAUUGAUGAUGGAGAUACUAUUGAACCCCCAUGUAUAGUCACAUUAACUGGAACUCCUAGGAGAAGUCGUACUGUAGUUCAAACACCACUAAAUCAAUCUCCUAAGUCUACAGCAACUAAAGAUAGUGCAUAUUCUUCUUUCCAUCAUCAAAAAACUGAUCUAAGCAUGUACACAUUAAAGAGAUUUCCUGGUUACAUUGAUCCACGUUUUAAAAAAGUGACAAAUACUAAAAAAAAUCAAAUUACACCAAAUAAGGCAUUACAGGAAGAAGUGAAACAGUCUAAUAUCACUACCAUUGCAGAACAUCUAAAUAAAGAAGAAAUAGAAAAUUUAAUAUCUGAAAAAAAAUUUAAUGCGUAUAUAUUACCUUGAAUUAAAAAACAAACAAAAAUACAAGAAGAAAAAGAAAAUGGAUUAAGACAAAAUUAUGAGGAAACUAAUAAGUUUAAUGUUGAAGAAUUACUUUUAGAACAAAAUUACCCCACAAAUAAUUCAACGUUGAAAAAACUAGAUAAUCUUUUGAAAACUAGUAAUACAAAUGAAUAUGUAGGAAAAAAUAAAUCUGUAAAGAACAUAUGCUCUUCUGAACGCAUAUUAAAAUCAACAGUUAAUGAUGCAAACACUCAGGUGGACAUCGCUUCUUUACCAGUGCAAGAAAAUAAUGGACAGUUGUUUUUUGUGUUAGACAAAAAACUGCAAUCACAUCCUUUAAGUGCAAUACAUGUUGAUACAAUUACUGUGCCUCAAGAAUAUGCAAAUCAAUGUUAUAAUGUUCAACUUCCAAUUUUAACUUAUCAAAACAUACCAAUGCAAAUAUCUCCUACAGGAACAAAUAAUGCAAUACAGCAAUGUUUGAAUCAUUCAGAUUGUAAAAACCAAACCGAAACUUCACUUUUAAUGAAAACAGAAUCUAUACACCAUAUUCACUUAAAUCAAGCACAAAAUGAGAACAAAUCUCUCAUUAACAAUAUCAAAGAAAAAAAUAUCCAUGAUAGAAAAAACACAUCAGAAGUAAAAAGUAAUAUACAUGAAGAAAAUAAGAAAAAUUGUUUCCAGACAAAUUCCUCAGAAAAUUCAGUUAAUUUUAAAAUAAUAUCAAAUUCCAAUAUUCAGCAAAAACAGGAAUCUAGUGACUCAGAGUAUUAUAUUCCUAACAUAAAUAAAAAAAACAUACACAAUAAUGUUUUUGAAUGCUUAAAAAUGAAGAAAAUGAUAUGUGGUAAAGAAAUAAGUGGUGAAGAAACAACAGAUUCUGAAUUUAUUACACAAACAAAUAUAAAGAGAAAAGAAUUUACUGAUACAAAUAAAUUUACAAAAAAAAGUAAUGUGAUUAGUAGUGAUCCUAUAUAUAAUGAUAUCAAAACUUCAACUCAAAAUCAUGAUCAAACAAAUUAUUUAUCAAAAGAAAAUGAAUAUCUUCAAUCAGUAUCACAAAGUAAUGUAAUUGUUACUGAUCAAGAACAAUCUUCAUGUCAAAACUACAAAACAGAUAUUUUUGAAACAAAAGGAAGAAAUAAAUCUGAGCAACAAUUACUGUUCACAAAAAAUGAAUGUACUAGAAAACUUUGUCAUAAUUCAGAGCCAUCUAUUACAUUUAAACACAAAAAGGCAUCUGCUAAAUUUUCUAGAAAAACUAGGUCAUACUUCCAAAAAAAUUCUCAUUCAGCAUUAGUAGAUUCUGAUUACACCUUAAUAUGGCCUCAUUGCCAAUAUAAUAAAUACAAACAUUAUCAAACAAACUUUCAUAAAUUUGGCAAUCAUAAAUCAAGAAAAUUCACUCAACAUUUUAAUCCUAUUCCAGUACAUGAACGAAAUACAAAUGUACAAAUUGAUAAUGUUUCGAAUUUCAUUGAACAUAAUUAUAUGCAAAACAAUGAACAUGUAGAUUCAAGGCAAAAAACUACUAAAAGUUUAUCAAAGACAUGUUUACAAAAGGAACAUUGCAAAUGUGAAAUUUCUCCAAGAUCAAAUACAGAUGAUGUAUUUGAAAGUUCUAAAGCUAUUCCUCCAAAAACCCAAGAAUUAUUAAAUAAAAAUUAUUGGGAGUACUACAACAAAUUAAAACAUAAAAUACAGAACACAAGUAGCAUUGAACAAUGUCCAUAUUAUUUAUCAAUGGAUGCAACUGAAAAAGGAAGAAAAGUAAAUGAAGUAUAUAAUAAAGAAUUAAAAACUCACUUAAAAGUAAAUCCUGAACUUCAGACAUUACAACAAUGUACAGCUCUUUCUACCAUGAUUAACAAAGCAUUAGACCCAAGUCUUGAAUCAAAUACUAUACAAACAGAACAAUUAUACAUGAAUGACAACAUGAAAACAUCAUCAAAUCAUAUGGUUGAUGGACAAAAUAUUAAUACAAAGAAGAUUCCACACUUAAUUAAUGAUAAACCUAUAAUUAGUAAAGUAAGAUGUAAUGAAAAUAAAACAAAUGAUAAACAAUUUUUAGAACUCAAAUCUAUCAUUUUUUUUGGUGGUAUGAUGUAUAUUUUCAUAAUAUUUUUGCCAAUGUUGUAUGACUAUUUCUAUUACGAAGAAUAUGAUGACUAUGAAAAUUUAAGUUACUUGGAACUGGUAGUGGAAUAUAUUUUAUCCUCAUUUAAAGAAGCAUUUGGUGGUGUUUUCAAUUGUAUAAAACAAAUUUUUUUCUAUCCACAUGCAUGUAAGAAAUGCACCAAUAUUUCAUAA
This is a messenger RNA of Eufriesea mexicana, 2898 nucleotides long. RefSeq lists its product as uncharacterized. NCBI's taxonomy places the organism in Eukaryota, Metazoa, Arthropoda, Insecta, Hymenoptera, Apidae. The record is from RefSeq and is a predicted model, not a curated record.